Lachancea nothofagi CBS 11611 is the source of this 912-nucleotide messenger RNA. Lineage: Eukaryota; Fungi; Ascomycota; Saccharomycetes; Saccharomycetales; Saccharomycetaceae. The record is from the annotation of a GenBank genome assembly.
AUGAACAAUCAACAAUCUGCGCAAACGAACCGAUUCCCAGGAUAUAUCUAUGACAGUGCCCAUGACUUGGAUUCUUCCUUAGCCAAUCUGACAUUUUCGCAACCCGGUUAUUUCGGCGGCUCCGAGCACGAGAAACAUAUGAUAGGUGCCAACACUGCAAAGUACAACAAUGGCAUGUUGCCCCAGAAUCUGAACGUCUUAAACACAAGACCGUUGAAUUCUUUAUCACAAGGGCCUGCCGGUGGUAGAGACAAUUAUUAUUGGAAUCUAGAUCAACGAGACACGAAACCGGGACGCGAAAAUACGGCAGGUACGCUCACGGCCACUAGUAUUAUGGAUAGUACUAUGAAUACCACGAAGUCUGACUACAAUACUACUUUUGGCUCAUCUGAACAUCAGGAAAACCUUGAGUCUUUACAAUUGGAGUUGCAACUCAAAGAGACCCAAAUCGAGUCUCUGGAAACUGAGAUUCAGAACUUGAAACUGAUUUUUAAUCAAGGGCUUAGCUCAAAGCACGAGUAUGAUAAUCGAACCCCUUCAGCACCUGCGACAGACUCCACAGUAGAUAUGCCAGCUACUCUUGAAUUAAUUUUCCACAAAUUGUCUCGAAGCUUGGCGUCGAAAGAUAAGGAUCUCAAUGAGACCAAACGUAGACUCGAAAGUCUUGUUACAGCUGUCGCGCUCAAUCCCUCUAACUCGGUCACUAAGCUUGGUAGGUAUGACGAAGAAGCGCUUGCCCAUAAAAUGGUGGUUAGGCUUGAGACCUUGACGAAAGAAAAUCAAGAUAUGGCGAAGAUGCUAGGAUACGGCAGAUCUAAAGAGAUUCAUAUCGAAAUGGAACUUUUGAAAAAAGAGAACCAAGAUUUGAAACGGAAACUAUCGCAAGCUGAGCGCAAAGUUCUAAAAAACUGA